CUCAUGAACACAUUGAAUUAUUUUUGCAAUUCAAGAAAGAAACAAGAAUGUAUUUGGCGAAGUUUUUUACACUGGAGGUGUCUUUUGAGGAGAUAUAGAUGAUGCAAUGUUUUGGACUCGUUGCUAUGACAACGGAAACGCAUGGAACCAAAUGUCAAACUUUAUAUUUCAUACCUCUUACUUUAUGAUACACGCUAUAUUUCAGAAGUAUAUUUUUCAUGAUCACGCGCAAAGUUAGGUUAAUGAAAUGAGGUUAAAAAUAUCCCUAAAAAAUAGUAAUGGACACCAACGUAUGGUUACGUGCGUCGCUUGGAAUUCUACAGAAGAAAUUUACUCGUGUAGCGAGGAUCAUUUGUUGAUAUGCUGGCAUCUGGAGGGUGGAACUGCUCAUUCCACUAUUGUCACUAAGUUCUCCGAUGAUUUCUAUCCAACGGAUAUGCAAUGGCAUCCUCGACCAAUGCAGCCCAGUGCAGUAACUACUAAAAUGCAAUCACUUGACGUUCUUCUGAUCACAUCGGCCGAUGGGAAAUUUCAUUUAGUAAACAGAAGUGGCAGAAUCGAGAAGAGUGUCGAAGCUCACAAAGGUGCGACAUUGGUAGGAAAGUGGAGUUACGAUGGUACAGCUUUACUAACAGCCGGGGAAGAUGGUUCUGUAAAGAUUUGGUCACGUAGUGGAAUGCUUCGUUCAACUGUUGUCCGAGGAAAUCAGCCAAUUUUGACCGCUGCCUGGAGUCCUGAUUGUUGCAGUGUAUUAUGCAGUCAGGGGCCGCACUUUCUAUUGCAGUCAUUAAAUUCUAAUUCAAAACCUCAUAAGUGGCUCGCACAUGAUGGCCUCAUUCUAGUCUCUUCGUGGAAUCAUAAUCAAGGGCUUAUAUUAUCCGGAGGUGAAGACUGUCGAUACAAGGUAUGGGAUUCAACUGGAAAUCCACUAUACAGCAGCAGUGAAGGAGACCAUCCCAUAACUGCAGUUGGUUGGUGUUACUCUGGGGAUUAUUUUGCAGUGGGAUCUUUCAACACGAUUAAGCUGUGUGAUAAGACAGGCUGGUCACAUUCUUUAGAAAAAGUGAAUACAGGUAGUAUUUACAGUAUAGCAUGGUCAAGUGAUAGUACUCAAGUAGCAAUGGCAUGUGGCAGUGGUACUGUUCUCACAGCACAUGUGAUUGAUAGACGAUUGGAGUGGAAUAAUUACGAAGCAACAUUAGUUAGACGCAAAACCAUAGAAGUAAGAGAAGUUGGUAGCGAGGGGCAUGAAACUUUAGAGAUAUCUGAUCGAGUGGUACAGUUUGAAUUUGGUUUUGACCAUUUGGUAGUUGUCACCCCGUCACAGUGUCACGUUUAUUCUGUAACAAACUGGAAUACACCAGCUAUAUUUGAUUUAAAAAAUGGAUUUGUAUCAGCUGUCAUUCUAGCUGACAAACAUUUUUUAUUGGUUGAAUGGAAUGUUGUUACUUUGUACAAUUAUCAGGGCCGUCUUUUGGGAUCUCCAAGGUGGAAGGGAAUGACACAGGAACCAUUGUACCCUCCUUGUAUAUCCCUGUGUUCAGAUUCUCUGGUUAUCAGAAGUCAGAGCAACGAAAAGUUACUGCACGUGUUAGAAUUAUCUCAUAAUAAACCCAUCGUGGAGGGACACUCGCAUUCACAUUUAGAAAGUGUUACAAGUCUGGCACUAAACCAUAUUGGAAAUGUGACCGAUCGCCAAUUAGCUCUGAUUGAUGUGAACAGGGAUUUGUUUUUGGUUUCCAUUCGUACCAGCGGAUUUGGUCGAGUAUGCAAAAUAGCUGUAAUGGCACAGAGCAUUGCCUGGGCAACCGAUUCGAAUGUUUUGGCAGCGAUGUUGGAUGCCACGCUAUCAGUCUGGUUGUGUCCAAAUUGCGUUCAUUACAGUGAUCGAAAAGUGAUACGCAAAACGAGAAUUGAUAAGGAAAAUAGCGAAUUUGGUAAGCAACCGAGCGUAAUUAGUGUUUACAAUGGUAUGGUCACAGUUCGUAGAGGAGAUGGUGCCUUGGUGGUUUCCUCCUUUUAUACAUUUUUCACGAGUCUGCAUCAACAUAUAAUUAACAACAGAUGGAAAGAGGCCCUUUCAGUUUGCAGAAUCGCACAGAACGAAAUUCUGUGGACAUGUAUGGCUGUUAUGGCAACGGACGCCAAAGACCUGAAUGCUGCAGAAGAGGCGUACGCAGCUAUAGACAGAUUCGAUAAAGUAGAUUACAUACAGUACAUUAAGCGAUUGCCCAACAAAGUGGAGAAGUUGGCAGAGAUGGCAUUACUGGCCGGUGACUUGUUAGCCGCUGAAGGAAUUCUCUUACAGAAUGGUCUCGUAUCCGAGGCGAUAAAUACGAAUAUAAAAAUGUACAACUGGAAUAGGGCAUUGGAAUUAGCGAUUAGACAUAAGAAACUAUUGGAAGAGGUCUUGGCUGCAAGGAAGGAAUAUCUGCGAGUCCUUGACAAAAAAGAGACGAACCAGAGUUAUCUCACCCUGAUAACGAACAUGAAAAAAGUACAGGAGUCUGCUGAGGAGUUACGCGUAAACGAGGAACAAGAAAAAGCGGACACCGAAACGGAGAAGUUGGUACCGUCUUAACGAGGAACAUCCGCUUGUCUGACAAUACGGUAUUUCUAUUUUGCGAAAUGUAAC
This is a messenger RNA of Orussus abietinus, 2635 nucleotides long. It is a transcript of the gene Oseg5, whose product is annotated as intraflagellar transport protein 80 homolog. Gene Ontology annotation, biological process: cilium assembly. The transcript has 16 exons. The record is from RefSeq and is a predicted model, not a curated record. The coding region runs from base 248 to 2581 and encodes 777 amino acids. Gene Ontology annotation, cellular component: cilium; intraciliary transport particle B; centrosome. Lineage: Eukaryota; Metazoa; Arthropoda; Insecta; Hymenoptera; Orussidae. Gene Ontology annotation, molecular function: protein binding.